Molecule: messenger RNA, 1494 nt
Organism: Stomoxys calcitrans (stable fly)
Lineage: Eukaryota; Metazoa; Arthropoda; Insecta; Diptera; Muscidae
Product: putative inorganic phosphate cotransporter
Exons: 4
Coding region: 43-1494 (483 amino acids)
Biological process (GO): transmembrane transport; monoatomic anion transport
Cellular component (GO): plasma membrane
Molecular function (GO): transmembrane transporter activity
Source: RefSeq, a predicted model, not a curated record
CAAAUUAAUUUAAUUUAUCGAAAUUCAGAGAAACAUAUAAAAAUGGCCGUGGAAGAAAAUAAAGGCCCAAAAUUUGGUAUGCGUCACAUGCAAGCCUUUUUGAUAUUUUCAAAUAUCGUUGUGAUUUAUAUUAGCCGACUUAAUAUAGGAGUAGCAGUGGUGGCAAUGACACAUGCAGAAACAACAAAUCCAGAUUUUCCGGAAUACAAUUGGAACGAAAAAGAAGUAUCCUAUGUCCUCUCCAGUUUCUUUUGGGGCUACGUGCUGACUCAGUUCUUGGGAGGGGCAUUAUGCAAACGUUUCGGUGCAACAUUAACUCUUGGCUGGGGUACCUUCUCUACAGCGGUGUUGAGCGCCAUAACUCCAUGGUGUGUCAGCUGGGGUGGCUGGAAGGCGUUUUGUGUCAUUCGAGCCCUACAAGGUUUAUUCCAAGGCAUUCUCUUCCCCUCUAUACAUGGACAUUUGGCCAAAUGGUCUCCCGUACCGGAGCGUACCCUCUUGGGGGCUUUAAGUUUGACAGGCAUUGAUUGUGGCAAUGUCUUAUCGCUGGGUAUAAGCGGCCUCAUUGCCGAAGGGCCCAUGGGUUGGCCUGGCAUAUCAUAUGUCUCAGGCGGUUUGUGUUUUUUGUGGUGCUUGCUGUGGUUCAUAUUUGCUGCUGAUAAUGUUACCAAGUCCCGCUUUGCCUCACAAGCAGAAAAGCAUUACAUCGAAUCGUCUAUGGAGCGAUCGGAGGAUUUCCACAAGAAACGUAUUCCCACACCAUGGAAGGCGAUAUUCUUGUCGCUGCCCUUCAAUGCUUUUGUGGUGGCACGCUGCGCUGAAUCCUGGGGCCUUUCCAUAUUGCAGAUUCAGCUUCCCCUGUACAUGAAUGGUGUUUUGAAUAUGAAAAUCAAAUCGAAUGCUUUGUUUACGGCUCUUCCAUUUCUGGUGAUGUUUGGCUUUUCCUAUAUCUUUGUGUUUGUGGCAAAUAUUUUGCAGAGCAAAAAAAUCAUGUCCUUGUGGAAUAUUCGCAGAACUAUUAACACCAUAGCAUAUUGGAUACCAGCGCUGGGCUUGAUAGCUAUAGGCUUUCUGGAAGAGUCCCAAAAAACCUGGACCUUGGUGAUUAUGGCGGUUUGUGGUGGAGUUAAUAGUGGCGCAACCAUAGGCAGCUGUUUGAACACCAUUGAUCUGUCGGCCAAUCAUGCGGGAAUGCUGAUGGGCAUUGUUAAUACGGCGGCCAAUUUUAUGCCUCUGAUAACACCGCUAGUGGUGGGGGCAGUGGUCACCGAUGUGCACAACCGUUCCCAAUGGCAAAUUGUCUUCAUAAUUGCUGCGGCUGUAUUUUUCUUCUCCAAUUUAUUUUACAUCACAUGUGGCACCUCGGCAACGCAACCCUGGGAUGCUGCUGACUUUUUGGAACGAAAAGAUGCUGAAAACCCCAAACCCUCCAAGUCCUAUGUGCAAACAAAGAGUUUUUAUCGCAGAAGGGGUUCUUUCACCUUAACCAAGUAG